Molecule: messenger RNA, 3553 nt
Organism: Empidonax traillii (willow flycatcher)
Lineage: Eukaryota; Metazoa; Chordata; Aves; Passeriformes; Tyrannidae
Gene: ANO5
Product: anoctamin 5
Exons: 21
Coding region: 72-2816 (914 amino acids)
Biological process (GO): chloride transmembrane transport
Cellular component (GO): plasma membrane
Molecular function (GO): protein dimerization activity; chloride channel activity
Source: RefSeq, a predicted model, not a curated record
GCGGCCCAGCCCCUGAGUCACCCGCUCCGCUGCUCAGCCGCUCCCGGCACGGGCAGGAAAAGGCGGCCACCAUGAACCGCCUGGGCAAGAGGGGCAAUGAGACCCUCAUCGAGAUGUCGCUGUCGGCGGACGGGGAAGAAUGCAAUGGACCCUUAGGUGAAACUAUUUCAACUGCAGGAUCGGAAAUCCCAAGCAGCUCUGAGGGCCUAAGCAGCACUGAGACUACUUUACUCAUCCCUGAGCAUCAAGUGAUUGAUAAAAGACAUCAAAGCAAAGAUUCUAUUUUCUUCAGGGAUGGUGUCAGGAGAAUCGAUUUUGUUCUCUCCUAUGUGGAUGAUUUUAGUAAGGAAUUGGAAAAAAAGUUGGAAAGAAGAAAAGAAUUUGAGAGCAAUCUGCAAAAAGCAGGUUUGGAACUAGAAACAGAAGACAAGAAGGAAUCUGAAGACGGCAAGAUCUUCUUCGUGAAGAUCCACGCGCCGUGGGAGGUCCUGAUCACGUACGCCGAAGUGCUGAACAUCAAGGUCCCCAUCAAGGAAAAUGACAUUCCCUCCACGGUGGAGAACCCCCUGGACUGCAUGCUUUUCCCACUCAGGCUGCCCGAGAAGGUGAUGCACCCCGAGCCCGAUUACUUCACGGCCCCGUUCAGCAAGGACAAGCAGGAGCUGUACCUCAUAAACGACGAGAGCACUUUCUUCUCGCCGUCCAUGAGAAACAGAAUAGUUAAUUAUAUCCUCACACGUUGCCCUUACGGGACAGAAGAAGGGAAGAAGAAGUUUGGGAUUAAGAGGCUGCUGAACAAUGGCACCUAUACAGCUGCAUAUCCUCUUCACGAUUGCCAGUACUGGAAGAAGGCAAAUGAUCCCAACUGUGACAACGAGAGGUACACGCUCUACAUGGAGUGGGCGCGUUUCCUGCGCUUCUACAAAGAGCAGCCUUUGGACCUCAUCAGGAAGUACUAUGGUGAGAAGAUUGGAAUCUAUUUUGCCUGGCUGGGGUUUUACACUGAGAUGUUAUUCCUUGCAGCAGUUGUUGGCUUAAUCUGUUUUCUUUAUGGCUUGUUUACAAUGGAUGAAAAUAUGAGCAGCAAAGAAAUCUGUGACCCUGCAAUUGGAGGAGAGAUCAUCAUGUGCCCUCUUUGUGACCAGGAGUGCGAGUACUGGAGGCUGAACACCACCUGCGAGUCCUCACAGUAUUCCCAUUUGUUUGACAACGUGGCAACUCUUUUUUUUGCCAUUUUCAUGGGCAUAUGGGUUACACUUUUCUUGGAGUUUUGGAAGAGGCGGCAAGCCAGACUGAAAUACGAGUGGGAUUUGGUUGAUUUUGAAGAGGAGCAGCAGCAACUCCAGCUGAGGCCUGAGUACGAGGCAAAAUGCACCCAAAAGAAGAGGAACCCUGUCACUCAGGAGAUGGAGCCUUAUUUGCCUUUAACCAGCCAGGCUGUGCGGUUCUGCAUCUCAGGAACUACAGUGUUGUUCUGGGUGUCCCUGAUCAUCGCCAGCAUGAUAGCUGUCAUCGUGUACCGCCUGGCGGUGUACGCAGCCUUCGCCAGCCUCAUGGAGAACACCCAGACCUUGCAGCCCAUCAGCGGGCUGCUCACCCCUCAGCUGGCAACCUCAGUCACCGCCUCGUGCCUCAAUUUUGUCAUCAUCAUGAUACUGAACUUCUUCUAUGAGAGAAUAGCCAUCUGGAUUACUGAUAUGGAGAUCCCCAGAACUCACAUGGAGUAUGAGAACAGGCUCACUAUGAAAAUGUUUUUGUUCCAGUUUGUCAACUACUAUUCAUCCUGCUUCUACGUGGCCUUCUUCAAAGGGAAGUUUGUUGGUUACCCAGGUGCCUACACAUACAUGUUCAAUCGCUGGAGAAAUGAAGAGUGUGACCCCGCGGGCUGUCUGAUAGAACUGACGACACAGCUCACCAUAGUCAUGGCUGGCAAACAGAUCUGGGGGAACAUCCAAGAGGCCUUUGUACCCUGGAUUUGUAACUGGUGGGGUCGUCGGAAAGCCAGAAAUAAUCCCGAAAAUUUGUACAGUCGCUGGGAGCAAGACCAUGACCUGCAGACAUUUGGAGCCUUAGGCCUGUUCUAUGAAUACUUAGAAAUGGUCAUUCAGUUUGGAUUCAUCACCCUCUUCGUGGCAUCCUUUCCCCUGGCUCCCCUUCUUGCCCUGAUGAAUAAUAUCCUGGAGAUUCGAGUGGACUCCUGGAAAUUAACCACCCAGUACAGGAGACCUGUGGCUGCCAAAGCACACAGCAUAGGGGUCUGGCAGGAAAUCCUGAAUGGAAUGGCCAUCCUGUCCGUUGUCACUAAUGCUUUUAUUGUGGCAUUCACAUCAGAUAUGAUCCCUCGUUUAGUUUACUACUAUGCUUAUUAUGAAGAUGAAGACUCACCUAUGUCUGGGUACAUAAACAACAGUCUGUCAGUGUUUCUAAUCUCAGAUUUUCCUGACAGAAACAAACCUAAAGAGAAUCCAGAAAACUUCGUCAUAUGCAGGUACAGAGACUAUCGAUAUCCUCCAGAUCAUGAGAGGAAAUACUUGCACAGUAUGCAGUUCUGGCACAUUCUUGCUGCAAAGCUGGCCUUUAUAAUCAUUAUGGAGCAUGUUGUGUUCAUCGUCAAAUUCUUUGUAGCCUGGAUGAUUCCUGAUGUCCCUGCAGAUGUGAAAGCCAGAAUAAAACGGGAGAAGUAUUUAACACAAAAAAUCCUGCAUGAGUAUGAACUCGAAAAACUGAAGGAGAGACUGUGCCAGGGUGAUAAACGAGCCACGGAGAAAGAGUUCAUCGCCACGGAAGGGAGAAUGGAGCUAUCCAGAGCAAUGUAGCCCUGAAACCAACUGUUUGGGAUUCAGCUCAUUUUAGCUUUGUUUUUUUGUAAUCUGUGGUCUGCUCAGUAUGCAUCCUGCUGAAAGCUGUAGGAGGGUUCAAUCCUUUGCUUUCAGUCCAAAGAUUUUAGGCUUUUCUUUAAAAGCUUUACUGAGCUUUCAAGGUUUAGGAAAUCAACUGUUUGACUUCAGCACUGGUUUUUAUUUGCCCAUGACUUUGACUAAAGAACUGUAAUCUUGUAAUCCCAGAAUUUGGACACCUGGUAUGGGGAUUGUUACCUUCAAAGGGCUCACAGGAUAUGAUAAGGUCAUUACCACCAAGCCCUCCCCCUGUUGCUAACUGCAAAGUUCCAGGCUGAAUGAAAGGGAUAUCACAGAGGACUGCUCUGUGGAAAAUGCUGAGAAUUAUUAUUUUGUUAUGUGAUCAUUUAAAUAGGAGGACACUCCUGAUACAAGGGGCUGAUUUGGGGCUUUUUUUUUUUUUUUUUUAUAUCCACUAUGUCUUAUGAAACAUUGGUUUGCAGCUUUGAACUUCUAUAUACUUUGUAGAAGGAAUUGAUUUUUAAAGUUGGCUUAAUUCCACUUGGAAUUAUAUAUAGGCACAGAAUUCAGUUGAUACGUACUAGUGAAGUAAACAAAAAGCCAUAAUUUAUUUUUAUAAAGAUAUAAUUUGCCAAAGAGUUUACUCUUUAAAUGUAGGUAUUGUGGAAUCAUCUAAUUGCAGUGGCUCUUGAAAA